CUCCCAGAAUCCCUCACUCCAACACAAACAUCGAACCAGAGGAUGCUCCAGCUGCUGCAGAUUCUGAACAGACUUUCAUGAAAUGACGCGAAUACUGUUCCGAGAUCCCGGUCCGGUUCAGCAGAGCACGCGUAUUUAAAACCUUUGACAUGAGUGUUAUAGACAGGCGAGGCAGAUUGUACGCAUUAAACAUGAGUUUAAAGAGCUAACGCGGGCCUAAAUCUGAUGAUGUGGCCUCUUAAAUUAGCUGUCAUGCUAAAGUAAAAGUCUAUCGGUUGUUUAUAUGUUAUUAAUAUAAAAGUAUGUAGCUGGAUUAAACGAGUCAAAGCCCGGAGGACAGGGACUGAGGUUAACGACAGAAUGAAUUUGAGGAAGUCACGGAGCGUCGGGACGACUUCACCAUUGAAUGGACUCGGAAAACAAGAUGCCGAGUCCAGACGGAAGAGGAAGAUGGCCGAGAUCGCUCAGGCACUGAACACGACGCCCGUGGAUGUGGCCGCUCUGAGACGUAUGGCCAUCAGUGAAGGAGGUCUGCUGACCGAUGAGAUUCGACAGCAGGUUUGGCCCAGGCUGCUUAAUGUGAAUGUAGACAACAUACCUGAAGAACUAGAGAAGGUAGAUCGCGAAAAUAACAAGGACUUCAACCAGGUGCUUCUGGAUGUGCAGAGAUCCCUGCGACGCUUCCCUCCAGGGAUGCCGGACGAGCAGCGUUCAGGUCUUCAGGAAGAGCUGAUCGACAUUAUCCUACGGGUGCUUGUGAACAACCCUCAGCUGCACUAUUAUCAAGGUUACCAUGACAUCGUGGUGACCUUCCUGCUGGUUUUGGGGGAACGGCUCGCCACUGCCCUGGUGGAAAAACUUUCCACGCACCAUCUCAGGGACUUUAUGGACCCCACUAUGGACAACACCACGCACAUACUGAACUACCUGAUGCCCAUUAUAGAAAGAGUCAACACAGAGGUGCAUGACUUUAUGCAACAAGCUGAAGUCGGCACCAUAUUUGCCCUCAGCUGGCUCAUCACCUGGUUUGGACACGUGCUGUCAGAUUUCCGUCACGUCGUACGGUUAUACGACUUCUUCCUGGCAUGCCAUCCUCUCAUGCCCAUCUACUUUGCUGCUGUGAUUGUUCUUCAUCGUGAGGAGGAGGUGUUGGACUGCGAAUGCGAUAUGGCCAUGAUGCAUCAUCUUCUGUCACGAAUCCCAGACGACCUGCCGUACGAGACUCUGAUCAGUCGGGCGGGAGAUCUGUUCGUACAGUUUCCUCCAUCUGAACUGGCCAGAGGCGUCGCCCAUCAGAGGAGUCAGGAAACGGCCGUCUCUACUUUUAAAGACUUUGAAUUGGCGUCAACCCAGCAGCACCCGGACACGGUGCUCAGACGGAGAAGAAAAGAGCGUCAGCUGCAACAGCGCCAUCUAGAGGCCAAGCAGAGCACAGUCGCUGUUCGGCCCACCGCGCGACGCUUCAUGAGGCUGGCGGUCAUGGGUUUGACUGUGGCAUUGGGGGCCACAGCUUUGGCUUUGGUGAACUCUGCCCUGGAGUGGGCACCUAAACUGGACUUACUCUUCCCAUGAAGGAGCCAAGCGGAGUUUUGGAAGGACUUGUGAAUGUGCCUGCGUUUAUUUGGUUCAUUUGCCUUUUUUUUAGUAUUUAUACACGGACUGAAGUCGAGCUAAUAAAUAUAAUGUGUUAAUAGAAAUAAGAAUUCAACAAGUUGUUUGUCCAUACAAAUGAGAUCCUUGUGUUGGUGGUCGCAGAACAAAUUUUUAGGUAUAUAGUUCAUAAAGCCAUUUUUAUAUUGACAAGCGCAAAUGCUUUGAAACCAUGUACGUAAUGUUUGAAAUUUAUGUGCGAGAAUGUGCAAAACAGCAUUCAAGCAACACGUUCAUUGUUUAUAAGCAUAAUCAGUCCCGUUUGCGUUUUAUAAGUGAGUUACGCUUUUGCGUAAACUGUUUGUGCAGGAACACUCUUAAAAAUAAAGGUGCUAUAGAAGAACCAUUUUUGGUCGAAUGUUUCCAUAAAGAACCUUUCUAUUUCACAAAACAAGGCAUAAAAAUGGUUCUUGAAGAACCUUUGACUGAAUGAUUCUUUGAGGAACCAAAAUGGUUCUGUGGCAUCGCUGUCAAGAACCUUUUAAGCACCUUUAUUUUUAAGAAUGUAGUUUGAUGAAAGUUUUACGUAGAGAUUUGUUCUGCUCGCCGUUCUUAUGAAUGAUGAAUGAGACCCCAUGUGUAUUAUUAUACUCUAUAGGCCCUAAAAAAGAGCCUUAGACUAUUGAGACCAAAAUAUUUUAGGACCCCUUGAAGGCAGAAAUCUAAUUUGUUUUGUGUACGUAAUAUCUUAUAUAAAAAAUAUAUAUAUAAUAGCAGUGAAUGAACACAGUCGUUUUAUUGUAUGUAUGUUAAUUUUUCAAAGUUAUUUUUUCACUACUUUUUUUCCUGAAACGUCCUUAAUCACAGUAUUUAACUGAGCAAUUCGCAGUGCUUAUGGUACAAUUUCAACAAGUGGAUCAACAAGUAUCAGAUGACAGUUGAAGGUUUUGUCUAGACGGCGUAACUCCAGAUCGCGUUAACAGGACAUUCUUGCAUUGUAAAAAAAAGUGAAAGUUGGAUUAAUUUUUUUUACUUUAUGCUGCAUACACACCAAACGCGAAGCAAAGUGUUCCUCGCUCUAGAUUACUCAUAGGAUUUAACUUCGUGUCAUGCAAAUUUUUCCCUCGAAUAUUUUCAACUUGCGCAACGACGCGAUUGUUAGUGCGUGUUUUUUGUGGCAAUCACGCUGCCCGAUUCGUGUCAUUCGCAUCGGCCCGUGCAAAGUCGCAUUUAUUUGCAUCUAUGCAUUGAAAUUUACUUGCGCAAAUCGUUGAAUUCGCGUUUGGUGUGUACGCCCCAUUAGUUUUCUCACUUUAAGUAAAAAAUUUAGGUUUAUAAAGUAAUUUAAGUAAUUAAAUUAAGUUUUUACUUAAAGUGAGAAUUUAAGAAAAAUUAAGUAGAUUAAACUUUAAAAAAUUAUUUCAAUUGGUAACACUUAAAUUUAAAUAGAUCUAACUUUCACUUUUUACAGUGAAUACACUAAAUACAAUUAAAACUGAUCAUUGCCACCAUUUUACUUUACAGUAACAUCCAAGUAAUUAUUUAUUAUGGUCUUUGCAUUUUUAUAUUAUUUAAAAACAAACUCACAUCCGUGCAGAACUACUGUUCAUACAUAAUCACCCAUGCUUUAUUUUGCACUAAAGAAGAUGCAUCUUAUUCUUUUGCACUUUGUGAUAUUGUUAUGAUUUGUCUCUAAUGCAUUCAAUCAAUGUGUCAGAUUUGACCAUGUCGCUAAAGAUGUUUAAUAAAAAUAACAGAGUGAAAGCGUU
Messenger RNA from Misgurnus anguillicaudatus (oriental weatherfish), 3359 nucleotides. It is a transcript of the gene tbc1d20, whose product is annotated as TBC1 domain family, member 20. Gene Ontology annotation, biological process: endoplasmic reticulum to Golgi vesicle-mediated transport; positive regulation of GTPase activity. Lineage: Eukaryota; Metazoa; Chordata; Actinopteri; Cypriniformes; Cobitidae. The record is from RefSeq and is a predicted model, not a curated record. Gene Ontology annotation, cellular component: endoplasmic reticulum membrane. Gene Ontology annotation, molecular function: GTPase activator activity.